ACGCCUACGCAGCUGCUUACCUUAUCCCCCCCGCUAGCCUCCCGCUGCGCCUCAUCCCGGCAGCUAGUACUUACCCCCCCAGCGGCCCCGGGCACUCUUCUGCUCCUGUCGGCUUCUUCUUCUCCAUCUCGCUUCCCUCCGAUCACCGGCUGCUCGUGCUGAACUCUUCUACGCAGAGCGAUGAACAUCUUGAACCAGCCCAUCAACCCCGGCGGCCACCCGGUGUUCCCGGCGGCCAAGGAGAGCGGCCACCUCGCGCCGUCGUCGGUGCGCUUCGACGGCGCGCCGACGCAGCCGAGCACAGCGGCCGCGGGGCGCUCCAGCGCCAACUACCCGAGGUGGCAGGCGCAGACGCUGCCCCGGGCCAGCAGCUACGUCGGCAUCGAGCACGACGGGGCCACCGCGGCGCCCGCCCCGUUCAAGCCGCCCACGCUCGACUUCCUGCGGUCGCUCCUGGACAACUGCAGCGUCAGCUCCGCCUUGGCGGGCGGCGAGGCCAGCGCGCCGCCGGCGCAGGCGCCGCAGCUGCUCGCGCUGCGGGUGGUCGUGACCUCCGCCGUGGAGCUCGACGCGCGCCAGACCGAGCUCAUCGCGCGCAAGAUGCGCCUGCUCACCGGCUUCGUUAACCUCACCGUCGUGAACGUCGUGGACCCGUCCCUGAUCGCCGGCUUCGUCAUCAGCUACGGCAGCGAUGACUCAUACGUCAUUGACCUCAGCGUCAAGGGCCAGCUCGCCGCGCUCAAGAACCGCGUGGACUCCAUCGACCAGACCGCCCACGCCCACGGACACCCGCACCACUGAUCAGCACUGGAGAAAGGUAUACACACACUACAAGCCCAGCAGCAGCACCGCCAUGACCAUGAGACUAUAUACAGAACCGAACGCCAUGCCAACAACAGUUUUCCUAUCCAAUGUUGUUGUAAAUCGCGAGAAACUUAGCUACUGCCUUCCUCCUGAGCCUAUAUAAAUGUUUGUACGAUACAGCAAAUGUUAUUAUAUAUGAUCGACGUUGAAACAACAGCUUUGAUGCUGUAAUAUGAUGCUGCAAAGUUGCAGUUUGUAAGCAAGGUGGAUUGCAGCUCUGAAAUGUUGAGCUAGCAGAGUCUAAUGCCAUGAGAACAAAAGUAAAUGCUACUGUAUCCAGGAACAAGUAAAUGUAUUUGUGAGAUGCAGCUACAGCUUUUUACCCA
Setaria italica (foxtail millet) is the source of this 1190-nucleotide messenger RNA. RefSeq names its product ATP synthase delta chain, chloroplastic. Gene Ontology annotation, biological process: proton motive force-driven ATP synthesis; photosynthetic electron transport in photosystem II; photosynthetic electron transport in photosystem I. Gene Ontology annotation, molecular function: proton-transporting ATP synthase activity, rotational mechanism. The record is from RefSeq and is a predicted model, not a curated record. Gene Ontology annotation, cellular component: chloroplast thylakoid membrane. Bases 181 to 801 code for a protein of 206 amino acids. Lineage: Eukaryota; Viridiplantae; Streptophyta; Magnoliopsida; Poales; Poaceae. The transcript is spliced from 2 exons.